AUGUCCUCCCCCGUCAACCUUCGCAACCCUGAACCUGAACACCUCGAUAUCGCGCCUGUGGGCUUUUUUUCUAGCAUCAGCCGCGAUCUUGUCAAGGAUAUGCCUUCCUUCAUCAUUCCCGAUGACCUCAAGGCCCAAGCUUUGGACUUUGAGUUUCACUGGAUUACGGAGAACGGCGAACGUCCUGGCCAUCUGACUGGCAAUCUCAAUGUGUCUCCCACGGACUCAUUCACAACUUGCCCGCCACUAGACAUCGUCGUCCUCGGGGUUCAUAAAGUAGGCUACCAAGCCAACGAAACGGAAAAGGAAUUCCUGCGUAAAUGUCAUGCAGACUGUGUCGCACUUCUCUGUAUCUGCGGUGGGUUUGAGUCGGUUCUCUCUGCUGGACUCUUGGAAGGCAAAACCGCGACAGCGCCGCGAGGGUUCAUCCCUCUGAUGCAGCAGGUAGCUCCUGGUACGAACUGGAUAGAGAAACGGUGGGUACAUGAUGGCAAAAUCUGGACGAGCGGAACACUAUUGAAUGGAUUCGACAUGGUCGCUGCAUUUGGAAGAGACACUUGGGGUGGCAAGAAUACACUGCUCGAGCAUUGUCUAUCCGAAAUGGCAUGGCCCGAAAGGGAUGUUGAUUAUGCGGAGGAUGUGAUCAACAAUGAGAGAUUCCGCCGUGUAUUGAGUGAGAGAAUCAUCGUCAACGGGGAGAAGAGUCUGGACUAUGUCCAGGGUCUGUUGGUAUACGUUGCAUGCCAGCUUUUCCAAUUCCUACAGAUUUGCAUCAACAUGGUUUCCGACCUGAAGCUCUCCCAGAAAACCCAUGAUAUGGCCGCCCAGAACGCUUGUCUUGGUUGCUAUAACUUAUCUUCAAUGCUAUUUAUCAAAGUUCAAAUAGCCUUCUUGCCCUUGAAAGACCUCCUCCGAAGUGACUUGAAUAACCCGCCCAGUAGUAUUUUACCGCCUACCCCAGCUUCUCCAGACACUGAUACCAUUGAAUCCGCAACAACCUGUUUUACAGAGAUACAAGCUUUUUUGGAAUACUUCCUGUCUGCACCUCUUGACCAAUACCUUAAUUUCUCAACCAGGGAAUGGUGUCUACUGAUCAUGACCAUUGCCAUUACCCCGCGCCUAUGCUUCUCCCCCGACGUCUCCAGCCAUUCCCAAGACCAGGCAACCGCCAAAAUGCUAAUCUACCUCGAAAGCCUCACGCAUCGCAUGGGAGACCUCUCAGCGUCAAGUAUUGGCAGCCAUCCGGACUUUUUCCACAUGUUCCGUUCUGUGCUGGAGAUCAUGUUACCUGCAUAUACCCCGCAAAACAAAACUACUCAAUACCGCGCAUCAGGCGAUGAUUAA
Molecule: messenger RNA, 1344 nt
Organism: Aspergillus glaucus CBS 516.65
Lineage: Eukaryota; Fungi; Ascomycota; Eurotiomycetes; Eurotiales; Aspergillaceae
Exons: 6
Coding region: 1-1344 (447 amino acids)
Source: RefSeq, a predicted model, not a curated record